UAAGGAGGGAUUUGGUCAAUCAGAGUUUCAGACUCUCGUCAAGCUUGCGGAGCUUUAACAUGCUAAUAUGCUAAUCCGGGCAUAUUUAUCGGGUAAAGGGGGGAAAAAGAAACAAGAGUAACAAUGGGAAUAAAUUCGCAGUGAACGAGAGGAAGCUAUAGUGACCGAUGGGAAGCUGAGGGGGAAGUUUUAAAACUUUUUAAAUACGCUGUGUGCAGUUUGCUGCUAUCCCCUCAACGGCUAGAGCUGCUAGCAGUUUGAAAACUUUCUGGAGCCGCCCAGGAGUUAGACGGACCCUUUCUGGAGUUCUCGGCAGGAGCAGACCGAGUGCAGGAAUUAGACUUGACUCAUGACCGUGGAGGUGUGAAUCGCUCCCCGGUCCUGUCUACCCUGUUCCGGAUGGCUGAGGAACGCGAGCCGCGGGGAGCGGCAGAGAUGAUCAAAGACCGUCUGUACUUCGCCACGUUACGCAGCAAACCCAAAAGCACCGUCAACACACACUACUUCUGCACCGACGACGAGUUUAUCUACGAGAAUUUCUACGCAGACUUCGGGCCGCUGAACCUGGCCAUGCUGUACCGAUACUGCUGCAAGCUCAACAAGAAGCUGAAGUCGUUCACGCUGACCAGGAAGCGAAUCGUUCACUACACCAGCUUCGACCAGAGGAAGCGCGCCAACGCCGCCGUGCUGAUCGGCGGCUACGCCGUGAUUUACCUGAAGAAAACUCCAGAGGAAGCUUUCAGAGCGCUGAUCUCCGGCUCCAACGCCACCUACCUGCCCUUCAGGGACGCCUCUUUUGGGAAUUGCACCUACAACCUCACAGUGCUGGACUGUCUGCAGGGAAUCAGGAAGGCUUUGCAGCACGGCUUCUUUGACUUUGAGACGUUUGAUGUGGACGAAUACGAACACUACGAGCGCGUGGAGAACGGAGACCUGAACUGGAUCGUCCCGGGAAAGUUUCUGGCCUUCAGCGGACCGCAUCCCAAAUCCAGGAUAGAAAACGGUUACCCUCUGCACGCGCCCGAGGCUUACUUCCCCUACUUCAGGAAGCACGGCGUGACCACCAUCAUCCGCCUGAACAAGAAGAUCUACGACGGAAAGCGCUUCACCAACGCCGGCUUCGACCACUACGACCUCUUCUUCAUCGACGGCAGCACGCCCAACGACACCAUCGUACGCCGCUUCCUGCACAUCUGUGAGAACGCGCAAGGAGCCGUGGCCGUCCACUGCAAGGCUGGUCUGGGCAGGACGGGUACUCUGAUUGGCUGCUACCUGAUGAAACUCUACCGCUUCACCGCCGCCGAGGCCAUCGCCUGGAUCCGGAUCUGCAGGCCCGGUUCUAUUAUCGGGCCGCAGCAGAACUUCCUGGAAGACAAGCAGGCGUCUAUGUGGCUGCAAAGCCCGCACACUCUGAAGGAAAGAACGGAGGACAAGACGGCGCAUCUCAUCAACGGCCUGGACGAGCUGUCGCUAAGCUCCGCCCACAGCGCCAACUUCCGCCGAUCGGCGAGCGCCGACCAUCUGCAGGAGGGUGACGUUACAGACGGUUCGGGUCUGACGCAGGGCGACAAACUCCGAGCCCUGAAGAGCCGCCGCCACCCUCGCCCAUCUGUGAGCGGAGGAGCUCUGAGAUUUGAGGAGCCAAAGACGCACCAUCGCUCCAGCUCACCGCCGCUCCGGUUGUCAAAAGGGAGCAGUCAAAGUCCCGCCUCCAUCCUCAAGCCCUCCAAACUCCCAGCAUCCUCUACUUCUCCUGCUGCCAAGAGGAUCGGGAGGAACUCGUUAUCGCCGGUGUCAAACAUCCGAAGCUCAGCCUUCGGCUCGCGCUUGGCCAGCUCCCUCGGAGAUCUCUACGCCGCCGACGCCGAGGAGGACGAGAAGACUCCCUUCUCCUCUUUUCCUCCCUCCUCUUCCUCCUCUGUCUCUGUAAGCCCCGCCCCCUCCGCCCCUUCGCCCGGCUACAGCGGCGGGCCUCGCGGCGCGCAGCACGAGGUCAACAACAACAGUACCUUGUACGGCGGCUACGCGGCGCCCCCUGCAGUCAAGGGUUAUAUGAGGCCGCAGCAUCAGGACGUCAGUGCCUUCAGGGGCCGCGGGCCCUCCAGCGCCAUGAAGGGCCCCUCAGGACGUUACCUGAGCCGCUCCAUACCUCUCUUCUCUAAGCGUGUUGAUCAGGGGAGCCGAGGGUUUUCUCUGCAUCGGGAAACUUUAGCUUCACUAACUGCCAGAGCUGCUGCUGAGACGAGGAAACGCUGCCACAAAGUCUGAGGCUGAGCAGUGAGACACAAAAUUCUCUUCAGUCGGAAUACAUCCAGUACUAGAACCCGCGGCCCGACCUGAGGGUCCAGAACCGGGCACUCCUCCGAUUCCGGCAGCGCCAGCUUUGAAUCGGGAACUCGAAUAAACCGGCGAGAGCUGGACUCUGGACUCAGACUGUAUGUGAGCGAAGCUGUGUGUAAAUGUGACCCGAUCGGCUCCACGAGCGUUUUCAUGUUCCUGACAGAACAACUCGGCCUUCAAGGUGUUUUUGUUUUCUUUUGGUUUUGAUAAACUGGGAGGGUCAGCUGAUCACCCCGUCGCCAUGGUUACAGUAUUUACGUCCAGUUUUAGUGAAGACGGGAAGUCAGGACUUCGGUCUGAAACGCCUUAGAGAAGCUUUAAAAACAAACUUUUAUGGUUAACGGACUGAAGAGACGGUUCUCUUCCUCAGGUUCAGGUUUACGACACCAGCAACAAAAAUAGAAAAAGUUUGAUCUGUUUUCACGUUGACGCCUCCAUCAUGCCUGGAAAAUAAUGAAAUGAGCAGCAAAACUUUAACUAGGCUAAAAUGUAGAUUUAGUUGCCGUGGAGACAUGAGCAGAAGUGUAGUUCGAGUGUCGAUUUUACGGUCGGACUGAACAGUUUUGCCAGCAGAAACCAGCAGCUGCCUGUAGGGGGCGCUCAGCAGAUCACGUCACUGUUUUAUUUUAAUGUUUACUAAUCAACUUAAAAAAUGUUAAAUGUGUUUUUUGUAAGUCCGAGUCCGUCCGUUUUUAUCCCUCGGCUGAAGAAGUUCUGGAUUGUUCCAGUAAUCGGGUCCAAAGGCUCGGUUCCGACCCGUAUCGGACCUCCAGCUGGGAGAGUUCGGACCGGAGCCGCAGUUUCAAAUGGCCCAGAGUGCCUUCAACAAGUUAUCAUGAAGAAGAGACUUUUAUUGUGGCGGUCCCCAACAGGAAGUUGUGUGGCUGCUGUUUUAACCAUGAAUGUUUUUUCAUCUGUAUUUAUGUCACUGAGACUUUAAAGGGAAGCCAGAAAAUAAUGUUUUCUCCCAACUGAACGAGGAGUUUCUACACGAAUAAAAACAGGAAACAAUCA
This is a messenger RNA of Gambusia affinis (western mosquitofish), 3354 nucleotides long. It is a transcript of the gene cdc14ab, whose product is annotated as cell division cycle 14Ab. The record is from RefSeq and is a predicted model, not a curated record. Gene Ontology annotation, molecular function: protein serine/threonine phosphatase activity; protein tyrosine/serine/threonine phosphatase activity. Gene Ontology annotation, cellular component: mitotic spindle; centrosome; spindle pole. The transcript has 17 exons. NCBI's taxonomy places the organism in Eukaryota, Metazoa, Chordata, Actinopteri, Cyprinodontiformes, Poeciliidae. Gene Ontology annotation, biological process: cilium assembly; protein dephosphorylation; microtubule cytoskeleton organization. Bases 400 to 2268 code for a protein of 622 amino acids.